This is a messenger RNA of Prorocentrum cordatum, 4031 nucleotides long. The record is from the annotation of a GenBank genome assembly. NCBI's taxonomy places the organism in Eukaryota, Dinophyceae, Prorocentrales, Prorocentraceae.
AGCCGCGCUCGGGCCCGAGAGGUGGGCAUCGCAGCGCCCUUGCAGCCCGAUCUUGGCCCGUGCGGGUUCUCGGCCUCGGCCUGGCCGCGAUGCUCGCCAGUGCCGCGAUCGCCAGCGCCACCUCCUGGGCCUCCGGCGCCGCGCAGAAUUAUGUGUCCGGCGUCGGCUCUGGCCAGCAGGCGAAUUUCGCUGCGCAGCAAUUUCAAAAGAGGCUCUCCGCCAUAGACUACACGCUUCAAUGGCAGAACCUUCACCGGGAGGAUGUCAGAGACCUGGUGGGGCUGACCGUCGGGCGAAUGGACAUUUACCACGUGGUUGGAACGCUGCUUCUCACCUUCGGCAUACAAUGGUUCUCCACGCAGAUGGACAGCGAGGAUUUAGAGGGCUUCUAUACCUUGUUCAUCAUGAGCAACUUCUGCUCCGUCGGCUAUCUCAUCAUGUCCGUCUGGCUCGCCAUGCACGCCUCGAUCGCUGCUCAAGCGAUCGGCUGCCGGCUCCUCACGAGCAACAUGCGCCUCGCGCUUCCAAGCAAGUGCGAGCUUGAGCGCAUCUCCGUGUCCAUCACUCCGGGCCUCGACCGGAUGGUGGCCCUCGGGAAGUGGGCGGAGGCCAAGAUCACGUCGAGGCCAGAGCAGGAGGAGAGCGAUCGGCAGUCUGCAAGGAAGCGCGCGGCGAUGGCGCCCGCUGCGGCCAGCGCCGACGGCGCACAGGCGAACCGCGGCAGGGGGCGGCCCGACGCACACAGGGCCGCCUCAUCGGCGGACGAGGACAUGGCACCUAUGCAGCGGAUGCAGACGGCGGUCAUGUCCCGCCUCUGUGCGGCUGGGGGCGCGGCCGGGGAGCUGCACCUCGACGCCGGCUGGGCGCGCACCCACAGCGCCGCCUCGGUGCUGCCGGGCACAGGGCAGCCCCCGCAGCCGCCCGGGCGCGAGGGCCGGGAGGAAACAGCGCCCCCCCGGCACCCCACGGCGCGGCGGCCCCAGCACGAGGCGACGCAUCAGAGCGCCUUCGCGGAGCCCCCGAGUGGCGGCUUCGGGCGGGAGGAGGCCGACGACGUCGACCACAUGCUGCGACCGUGGGAGAGCGACCCGCGCAGGGCGAUGGAGAGGAGGUACGGUGCUGCGGCGGAGGACUGCGACGUCGACCGCCAGAGGCACUUCCGCCGUUUCCUGCGCGAGCAGCAGCACUGGCUCGGAUAUGAUGCGUACUCGCGCGUGUGCAUGUCUUGCGGGCUGAACCAGAUGCUGCAGGCGUUGUCCUAUUCAGUGCUGGGGAUCGUCUCGGCCAAGAGCUAUCCUACUGCCGUAGGCGCUUUCUGUGGCAUACAGUUUCUGUCCGUCCUGAUCCUGCAGCUCGACAUGCGCGGGGCCCUGAGGGGUCGGAAGGAGAAGUCCGCCGUUUUCCUUCUGUUGACGCUUCCUCCCCUGGUGCCCGCCUGUGUUUACUGGUCUCGCCUCUUCGCGAAGGAGUGGCAGGCCUUGUCGAUCUCGCCUUGCUUCUUCCUUCACGGGAUGUGGGCCUUGUACAUGUUCUGCGAGAUGAGGCCCGUGCCCCUCGGGGAAGUGGGCGGGCCGUUCGUGGCCUUGGUCCCGCAGCGGUUCCGCGCGGUCACGCACCUGAACGUGGUCAAGCUGAAGGAGGACUCGCAGGCGCCGCAGGAGGACGUCAGGCGCGAGCUGGAGGAGGCCCGGAGAAGUACGUCGGAGUACAUCAGGGAUCGCACGACGGCCGAGGACGAGAGGGGCUCCGCGACCGUCGGGGACCGCGCCUUCGCCGCCGCCGCGGUGCGGCCGCGGCUGGCGAGGGCGCUGCUGGCGGCCACAGAGUCGGGCGUGCACCCUGACGAGCUUCACAAGGCGGAGCGCAUGCUGGAGCGCCUGGACCUGUGGGAGAGGGCCCCGCAGAUCCUGGCCGCGCUGGAGGCGCUGAGGAACGAGCACGUGCAGGAGUACAUCGACGAGCUCCAGAGGGCCGACGUCGAGGGCACGUACAGGGAGUUCCUCCGGCGGUGUCAGGACCUCCGCCUCGGCCUCGUGCAGCGCCCUUCGGAGGGCGCCGCGAGCAUCGGGGCGGCCCACCACCAUGGCGGCGGCCCGUCGCCGCUGGCGGCGCUGCCGCUGGAGGACGCCGUGAGGCGAAGCGUGCGCGUGUCCAUCUUCUGCGGCGCCACGCCCUACGUCGUCUGGGUGGACACGGAGACGGGCGCCGUGGAUGAGCGGGCCGCGCCGCCGCCGGCGGGGGGCGCCGUCAGCUUCCAGGGCGCGCUGGCGGACGCGAGGGGCCUGCCGCCGCCGAGCGCGUCGCUUGUCUCGGCGGACUGCUCGGCCGCCGCCGCGGAGGGGCCCGCCGAGGAGGAGGGGGGCGCAAGGCGAGACUCGAUGGAGUCCAAGUCUGCCGACUUCCUGCCGGGGAAGACGGUGCGGCGGUUUUCCGCCUGCACGAUAGCGUGGUGGUUCCUGGCCGGCCUCGCCCACGUGACGAUCGCCACCAUGAAAUUGGCCGGCGCCGAUGUGGUGCUGCCCGACGGCACGGUCGUUUACGCCACAUGGCCCGCGCCCGCCAGCGCGUUCGAGGUGUCGUCGCUGCAGUGCAACGAGACCCACCUGCUUGCCCAGGGGCCCUACGCCCUCUACGCCGCCGAGAGGCGGACGGCCGCCCUGGGCCCCUUUGGGAGGCUGGCCGCCGCCGGAGCUGCCCCCGCGGCGCUGCUCUGCGGCGACGCCCUCGGCUUGGACGGCGCCCGCGGCUGUCAGGAGUUGCACAUACGGGACGCAGGCGCGGGCGGCACCACGGCGUCGCUGAGGGCGGCGUCAGCCGCCGCAGGCGCCGCGGGCGACCCGCCGCGCGUCCCGGUCCCGCCCGCGUGGCGCCUGCCGGCCCUGACGUGCGCGUCGUGGGCGUGCGGCUCCUUGCUGCUGGCAGCCUGGGACGGCGAGGCCGUGGUGGUCUCGUCGCUGAGCCGCGCCGCCGAUGGGCACGAGGCCCGCUGGACCCUUGAGCCUGGCUUCCGGCUGACGCCCGCCCUCGCCCCGCGCUGCCCGCCCAUCUGGGCCCAGCGUGUCGCGGGGUGCCUCACCGACGCCGCGGGCGGCGCCGCGUACGGCGGCAUUCGCGGGCUCUGGCUGGGGCCCAGGGGCGCCUCGCUGGGGGUGUUGGCCAGCGGCGGCAGCUUCCUGGACGGCUGGGACCUUGAGCGGGGCGUGUUCCUGGGCCGUUGGCAACUCGGGGGCGGAGCUGCCGUGGCGGCGUGCCACGGCGGCCAGGAGUGCUGCCGGAAGCUCUCACGCCGGCGGCGCGCCGAAGGGGCUGGCGCGAGGGGGUCGGCUCUUCCAAGAAGGAGCUGCUCUUCGCGAGAGCGGGCGGCCUCGGUGCACCUCCGGCGCUGGUGUCGGUGCCCCUGCCCCUCGCCUUGCUGGCGCCGCGCGCGGGCGCCGCGGAGGCGGCUGGGGCGCACAACGCGAGCGGCGGCAAGGGCUGUGAGGGUACCCAGGCCGUCCUCAUCGUCUGAGCCCACACGGGCCAGCUUGCGUCUGCGGUCUCCCGAGGCUGCUGGUUACGGGGAGUCCCUUGUAUACUAACCCGCCUCCUUGCACUGACGACCUUGACGAGGCUCGUCAGGGUCUGAGGCGGGAGCAAGCCGCGCUGGGAUCUCCGGCGGCGGGCUGCCUUGUAUUCGAUCUUCGAUAUCAUAGCCGUGGCUUGCACCCAGAUAGCCACGUAUGUGCGCCAACCAGCUGCUUCUCACAGGAGAUCCUCUCAUGCAUUGGUCUGGGAGUCGAAGCAGCGAUCAUAAAUCAAUGUGUUGCUGGUUUCCUCUCUGGCCCAGUCGAAGCAUAGGAGCGGGUUUGUUGCCAGGAGAAGGCUUGAAGGAAUUGUUUCAAUGGCCCCUCCCUCUGAGAAGCAUUUCUGAGAGCAGCUUCAACCUUCGGAGAUGCUCUGCGAGGUUGGACGAGGAGGAGAUAUAGGGGACGUCGCCGAAGAGGACAACCCCAGCCCACUUCUCCGCCCCCCCCGUCCAGGUCCAGGCUCCU